Molecule: messenger RNA, 2799 nt
Organism: Prorocentrum cordatum
Lineage: Eukaryota; Dinophyceae; Prorocentrales; Prorocentraceae
Source: the annotation of a GenBank genome assembly
AUGCCGCAGCAGCAGGAGGCCCGGAUCAACGCGCGGCAGGUGGAGCACGAGUAUGGCCACGAAUUGCGUGCUGCACCUUUUUCUGACAAGACGACCCCUCGGCAGAUCUUGCGCCAGUGGGAACGCACGUGCCCUGACGUGUCCGUCACGGAAGGGGUCUUCCGUACUUGGUUCAACAAGCACCGUGCCGCUGCGGAUCUCGAAACAAUCCAGGGGUAUGUAGCGCUGGAGGCCCGUGCCGGAGAGAAGCUCCGGCAGUUCCAGAGCGAGGGGCGGCACAGCAGUUUCAAGCUUGUCCGGGAACUCCGGAGCCAGGCCGGAUUCAACACGACCGAUGCCGUCAUGAGGGAGUUGUUUCCGCAUCAUGGCGGUGGCGCGCCAUCCUGGUCUUCGUCGGCGCAGGAUUUGGAACAGCGCGUGGGUCAACGUCUGCGUGAGUACCUCGCCGAGGAGACAGCGGCGGGAGAUGCCGACAAUAUAAAGCAAUGGCUUACUGAUCAGCAAAUCGCCUGCCCAAUCAGGAUAAUCAAGCAUUGGCUCAACGCGGACUUCUCUCCCGAAGGGGCUGUUGAGUCAGGCGAGGCAUUGGAGUUGGCUAUUGGAGACGUCUUACGUUCCAUUGAUUAUCCUCAGCUUUUCGAGUCCGAAGAAUCCAAGGGCCGUCUUGUCGAGCAUCUCAAGGGCCUCGACCCUCCCAUCAGGUGCAUGGUGGACGUGCUCGCUGCGUGGUGCGGGACCUUUUAUCCGUGCCCGGCCGGGAAGACGCUCGAAGCCGACAACGCGCAUACUUUGGAUGCCUUGACUUUGAACAGUCGCCGACUUCGUCAGAAGCCCAAGGGCCCGCUGCCCCUGCAGCAGACCUUCGAGGAUGUCGAGCGAGACCUGGGGCAGGCCCACCGCGAGCUGAUCGUGCGCAAGUGCACGUGCGACAACAUGUCGGGUUACGACAUCAGCAAAGACCUCAAGAGGGAGUUCCACGUCGCCAUGCGGCCCUACGAUUUGCAGCAGUGGCUGGGCCACCCCGCGCAGAGGUUGACGUCCCUGCAGAGCGUCCAGGAUAUCGAGAGUCACGGGUGCGCGAAUUACGUUUUGGACCAGAUGCAGACAGGAGUGCCCGUUGAGCGCGUUGUUCACAGUGUUCGCCGGGAGUACCUCGUCGUCGCGAGCGCCCAGACGCUCCGGGCCUACCGCAGGUGCAAGGAGCAGGCCGGCAACCCCCGCACCGCGCCGUGGAUCGAGCGGCAGUGGUGGCGCUGGCUCUAUGAGCUGAUUGCUGAGGGUUCUUUUUUCGGGCGCCCCAAUAGGGGCGGCGUUGGCGGCAUGCGAAUGGAGGUUGGCCCCUGGCCAGAACUGUCUCUUCUGCACCAGCGGCUCUGCGACCGCGCCGAGCUUUCGAUCGGCGUGGCGCCAAUGCCGGAGUUCCGCAAGUUUUUCAACAAGCACGAGCAGCACGCGCAGUUGCGGUUCAAGUACCCGCGCGGCGAGCACCUCCCCGAGUCCGCUGGCAGACUCCUCAGUUACACCAACGCAGACGGGGUGCACGAGAAGGUUUUGCAGUGUUGUGCGGAGGUUGCUGCCGCCGACAAGAUGCUCUGUUUCCCUGUGAACAGCGCGGUUGGGAAUACGACCGUGGCUUACGCCGCGAGUAUCUGCGAGGACUUGCAUGCGUGCCAGACGUGGGCCGGUUCCAGCGUUGGCACGCAACGUCGUGAAUUUCGCCGGCGCCUGCCAGACACGGAUUUCGCCAUAUGGGCAUGCUGCGGCAGUUGGCAGCGCUGCCCUUGCUGCGGGUGCUUUUCUUUCGUCGAUGAAGGGUUCAAGAGUCUGUGCAACGGCGCAUCUGCUCAGGUCCCGGCGUCAGGAGUGCUGCAUUCCCGUCGGGGGAUCCCGUCCGACCCAGUCAAGCACUCCGGCCGCGCAGAGCUCGGACCGACGUCGUACUGGUGGGUGAGCCCAACCAUGUACGAGCCCUCGGCCUCCGUGGAGCACGCGUGUGGCAAGUGCACGCCAGCGGCAGAGCACCCCAGACCCAUCGCUCAUCCGGGAGAGAUGGCCGCUGGCAUCCUCCGAGCCAAGGCUCGAGCCAAGGCCGCCGCUAGGGCCAGCCCUGCAGGCAAGGCCAAGGCGGCGGCGGCUGCCGCUGCUUUCGGGGCCGAUAAGAUAGAACCGGUCUUGUGCACGCAGCAGUUGUAUCGAGUUCCUCGUCUACCGCCAGUGGGCCAAAGCAUGCCGUCGACCUGGGCCGGCGAAGUGGCGUCGUGGCCUCGGCUCGCGCCCGGAGCGAGCGAGUUCUCCAUGUCGGCCGCCGAGGGAUGCACGUUCCUGGAUUUUUUUCCACAUGGCGAGAAAACGGCCUUACGUGUCAUCGUCAUCCACGUGCAGAAGAAACGAGAUAUGUUCAGCGCCAACCUCAACAUUCCGAGCCAUUACAAGAACUGGAAGAAGACCGGCGUCAGCAAAGGCUUCUACGCACCUCACAUCGUUGACGAGCGUAGCCUUCCCACAGCUCGUUGCAAGGCGGCUUUUCGCUGCUUGGUCAAAAACAAUGGCUUUUACGAGGCCUUCUUGAAUGCGUCCAACCGCGCGCGCACGAAUCCGGAUCAGCACGGCCAGCACAUCCGCACAUUCGACUUCUUCGUGACAUUCAAGGGCGUCGAGUGCGCGGCUUGGCCCUGGCUCUACCCCGCUUCGGACUUCACGGACGCCAGCGUAUCCCGGCUGAUCGCUGAGUUCCACGAUGAUAAGCAGAAUCGCACAAUUUCCAGCGGGUAUUCGUUCAACGGCAAGGCUUUGAGCGAG